This is a messenger RNA of Carica papaya (papaya), 621 nucleotides long. Its product is annotated as transcription initiation factor IIA gamma chain / TFIIA-gamma (TFIIA-S). Lineage: Eukaryota; Viridiplantae; Streptophyta; Magnoliopsida; Brassicales; Caricaceae. Gene Ontology annotation, biological process: transcription initiation at RNA polymerase II promoter. Gene Ontology annotation, cellular component: transcription factor TFIIA complex. The record is from RefSeq and is a predicted model, not a curated record.
AACGUCGCCUGUAAUUAAUCGCGAGGAAUGGCGACGUUCGAGCUCUACAGGAGGUCAACUAUCGGCAUGUGCCUGACCGAGACUCUCGACGAGAUGGUCCAGAACGGUACUCUCAGCCCCGAACUAGCCAUCCAAGUUCUCGUCCAGUUCGACAAGUCUAUGACUGAAGCUCUGGAGACUCAGGUGAAGAGCAAAGUCUCAAUUAAGGGGCAUCUACACACCUACAGGUUCUGCGACAACGUUUGGACCUUUAUCUUACAAGAUGCAAUGUUUAAGAACGAGGAAACUACAGAGAAUGUAGGUCGAGUUAAAAUAGUGGCAUGCGACUCAAAGCUGCUAGCACAAUAAUAAGAUAUCAAGGAUUUGCAUCUUCUUUGUAGUAUAAAGGCUGGUGUAGGGUACAAAACCGUAUUUGUAAAUCCAGCAACCGAAGUUAUUUGCUGAUGCAUGCUUUUUGGGUAAGCAUGGCUUUCUUAGUUCUACAUUUCGUUUCACAUGUAGGCAAUGGUGAUUGGUGAUAUAUUUGGCAAUGAAAUCAUGACGGAAAUUAUGAUUGUGAAAGCAAUCAAGUAUUUAUUCAGCUGACACUGGCAUUAAUAUUUGUACUGGCUUUGAAGGAAA